Messenger RNA from Triticum aestivum (bread wheat), 1526 nucleotides. Its product is annotated as translation initiation factor IF-2. The record is from RefSeq and is a predicted model, not a curated record. The coding region runs from base 215 to 1288 and encodes 357 amino acids. NCBI's taxonomy places the organism in Eukaryota, Viridiplantae, Streptophyta, Magnoliopsida, Poales, Poaceae. The transcript is spliced from 3 exons.
CGCUUUCUUCUCUCCUCUUAUCGAUGGCCGCUCCUCCCAUCCACGCUUCCUCUUCUCUUCAGUGGCCGAGCCUCAGCUAUAAUAUGGCAAGCGCCUCCUCCUCGGCCUCCUCGAGCGGUGCAGUAGACAAUACUAGUGUCAGGCUACCGGUGUCAGUCAGUCCGAGUGUCCGACUGUCAGUAGAGGGCAGAGCAAGCAACCGACAGUGUAGAUCAUGGCGCGCAACUGCAGAAUCAGCAGCCUGCCGCCGCCGUCGCUGCUCUUCUUCCUGCUCCUCACGCUCUGCACCACCACGCACUGCGAGGCGAGAGCUCUAAAGCAGAGCAAGAAGAACUCGCUGAUGAACGUGCUCUUCAAGCUCAACUUCGCCAGGGCGGUGGAGCCGACGCAGCCGCCCCCUCCCUCGUCGCUCGACGCCAGCGCUGGCAGCGACGCCGCGAGCGCGAGUGCGAGCCUCGCCGCCGUCGAUGCCCCGUUCUGCGUCAACCCUCCCGACGCUCCCCCGUCGUCGUCAUCCACGCCUCCAUUCACCUCCACGGCGCCCUCCUCCACCACUCCGUCCGUCCCGGACCAGCUGCCACCCAUCACCCCCGUCCCGCCCUCCUUCGAGCCCAGCCCGCCGGCCGAUGGCGGUGGCUCAAGUCCGGGGCUGGGCACGCCGGCGUCCACGCCCACGCCGAUCAACCCGCCGCAGUUCGCGCCGAGUCCGCCUGGGACGGCGCCGCCCAGCCCGAUCGUCGUUGUGCCGAGCCCGCCCGACCAAUUCGGCCCUGGCUCGGGCGGCGGAGGACAAGGAGGAGGCGUAGGAGGAGGCGGUGGUGGAGGAGAGGGAGGAGGCGGAGGCGUAGGAGGAGGUGGUGGUGGUGGAGGAGAAGGAGGAGGAGGCGGUGGCGUAGGAGGAGGAGGAGGCGGUGGAGGAGAAGGAGGAGGUGGCGGAGGGGGAGGAGGCGGCGGGUUCAUGCCGCCGAUCAUCUACCCACCGCCGCUGGCCCCGCCGAUGGCGCCAGGGGCCGGGCAGGCGCUGUGGUGCGUGGCGAAGCCGACAGUGCCGGACCCGAUCCUCCAGGAGGCCAUGGACUACGCGUGCGGCUCCGGCGCCGAGUGCCGGUCCAUCCAGCCGUCCGGCUCCUGCUCCCAGCCGGACACCGUGCUGGCCCACGCCUCCUACGCCUUCAACAGCUACUGGCAGAUGACCCGGGCCAACGGCGGCACCUGCGACUUCGGCGGCACCGCCACCAUCGUCACCAGCGACCCAAGCUAUGACAGUUGCGCGUUCAACCUUGUAUGAAGGAGCGGAUCGAUGAGCCAAUUUUCAGCUAUCAUGAGGAGCAUCUUUUCUGUUCCAUUUGUUUCGAGGCCACACAGCACCGAAGGCUUAGUAAGGAGUAGCUGAGAUUAGUGUGAUUUUGAUUCUGGCAAGACUGCUGAUACCGUGUAAAGGCGAUUCCUUGACAUGUGCAUUAUACUGCUAGUAGCUUCUUGGGCAGGAAGAUGCUUAAUCGUGCGUGCCCCUCUUGUAACUUUAA